Molecule: messenger RNA, 4145 nt
Organism: Columba livia (rock pigeon)
Lineage: Eukaryota; Metazoa; Chordata; Aves; Columbiformes; Columbidae
Gene: KLHL42
Product: kelch like family member 42
Exons: 3
Coding region: 1-1536 (511 amino acids)
Molecular function (GO): protein binding
Source: RefSeq, a predicted model, not a curated record
AUGUCCCUGGCGGGGCAGCGGCGGCAGGAGGAAGAGGAGGGGGAAGGGGAAGAAGGGGAUGGGGCCGGCGAGAGGGAGGAGGUGGUGCAGAUCCGGUUGGGGGACAAGUGCUACCCGGUGUGCAAGAGGAAGCUGAUCGAGCAGAGUGACUAUUUCCGAGCCCUCUACCGCUCGGGCAUGCGGGAGGCAGGGCAGGGCCAGGAGCAGCUGCUGCGCGGGGGGCUGAGCGCUCUGGGGCUGGAGCUGGUGCUGGACUUCAUCAACACCUCCUGCCUGGCCAGGCUGGAGCAGGAGGAGGGGGGCGAUGAGGAGCCCCCUUUGCUGGAGGAGCUGGUGGAGGCCGCUUCCUACCUGCAGGUCACCCCUUUGCUCCGCCUGCUCCUCUCCCAGGUGAGGCUGGGCAACUGCUUCGAGCUGCACCGCCUGGCUCAAGUCUACGGUCUCCAGGACUUACACGAUGCCUGUCUAGACUUCAUGGCCACCCAUUACCACCAGGUGCUGCGGAGGCCCGAUGCCCGGCCACAUCUCCUCCUGCCCCAUGCUCUCCAGGAGCAGUUGAAGGAGAGGCGGAUGAGAGGCACCGCCACCCUCGUGGCCAUUGGGGACUUCAUGGGUGCCUCCACUCUGGGCUUGCCUCCUGGCUGUCACCCUCAGGUGGAAGCCCCCUGGUCUAUGCUGAGGUAUGAUGAGGAAGCAGAGAGGUGGUUGCCCAUGGCCAGCAAACUGCCCCCUGAUCUGGUUAAUGUCCGAGGCUACGGGUCGGCGAUGCUGGACAACUACCUGUUCAUCGUUGGGGGCUACAGGAUCACCAGCCAGGAGAUCUCGGCUGCCCAUUGUUACAACCCUUGCCUAAAUGAAUGGAGUCAACUGGCUUCAAUGAACCAGAAGAGGUCCAAUUUUAAGCUCUUGGCUGUAAAUGGAAAGCUCUAUGCCAUUGGUGGUCAAUCCCUUUCCAAUGUGGAGUGCUAUAACCCAGAAAAUGACUGGUGGAAUUUCGUAGCAUCCAUGCCAAACCCUCUUGCAGAAUUCUCAGCUUGUGAAUGCAAGGGCAAGAUCUACGUCAUUGGAGGAUACACUACACGAGAUAGGAAUAUGAGCAUUUUGCAGUACUGUCCCACUUCUGAUUCCUGGACCAACUUUGAACUUUGUGAUGUCCAUGUUCGCAAACAACAGAUGCUCUCUGUUGAAGAAACUAUAUAUCUGGUAGGGGGUUGUAUUCAUGAACUUGGACCAAACCAAAAAUCCAACCAAAGUGAGGAUGUGUUGACUGUGCAGUCUUACAAUAUUGCUACCAAAGAAUGGCUCUACCUCAAAGAGAACACUUCAAAAUCUGGUCUGAACUUGACUUGCACUCUCCACAAUGAUGGAGUUUAUAUACUGAGUAGGGAUAUUACUCUAUCUACAAGCUUGGAGCACCGUGUUUUUCUGAAGUAUAAUAUAUUUACGGACAGUUGGGAGUCACUAAGACGCUUUCCAACCUUUGGACAAAACAUGCUGAUCUGUUCUAUGUAUUUGCCUGAUCUGAGAGAAGUGUAACAGCAUUGGGUUUUUCUUUUCAGCUCAUUAAUCAUUCUUGGAAGAAAUAUUGCUCCCUCUAAAUAAUCCAGUUUUCAGAAUGUAGUGUGGUUGUGUAACGUAGGCAUAAAAUACUGAUUCUGUUCUUUCAAAAAGUUGCAAAAUCCAACAUCAAGACCAAUGCUUCCAGAAGCAGUUUUAAGAUUUCAUUUAAAAAUUUUUAUUGGUUUGGAUUAAAAUUUCACCAGGUAUUGUUUGCAAUUUAAACAUUAAAAUUAUUCUGUUGGUAACUGGUAAAGGAAUUCCAAAGGCAAAACCCAUCAGUCUAGUUUUAUUCAUUUUAAUAGUAUAGAAGAUGAGCAAGAAGUAUACAUGGUGAAAGUGGAAGUAAUUCAAUGAAGUAAACAGUAAGUAUAAUAAAAAUCACAAAGCAAUGAUUUAUUUUAAAAUAUGGUUUUUACUCAAACUGUGUUCUGUCUAAUGCACAUUACUUAAAAUUGUGUGUACUACCAUUUUUAAAUCUCAUAUAUGGUAACAAGUGAAUUUCUCAAAGGUGCUGGCAAUUGGGUCACCAUCAAGAAAUAAGAACUUUCCCAGAAUGAUUUGUGGUGCUUUGUCAGGGACUGGGAGUAAUUGUCUAGAGGCUUACAGUUGCUGGUUGGAUACUAGAUGCUCCUUUAAUGGAAGUUGGCAGCAUUUAUUGCUACCAUAGGUGGAGGUAAAAAAGGCUCUAAAUUCAAGUGGAGAAAUUUGCUUAUCCUCAGAAAGAUUUUAGGUUUUGGUUAUCUUGUAUUCUGUAGCAUCGAGUGUUAAAGAUCAAACUAUAGUUGGCAACAAGCUGUAUGCUAGGAAAAUGUGCAUGAGCAUAUGGAAUGGUGAUUCUGCACCAGGUGCAUCCUGCUUUAUAACAGUCAUCUAGGACAUCCAUCAUUUGGUAUGGAAGGGUUGAUUUGUGUAAAUGACUACCUGCCAACACGACCCAAAGCAGCUGCACGUGAACAUUGUCUCUAUCUUGUGUUUUCGGGAGCUCAAUAGAAAUUACCUCAAGUUCGCCACCCAAAAUUAUUAGUCUCUAUAAGAGCACUGUAAGAUGGUCACCAUGAAUAGUCCUUCGUGGGGAUUCAGGAACAGAUACUCUGGCAGUUUCUCCCAGUUCCUGCCUAUUGCAUGAGAGAAUUAUAGUCAUGAUUGGCCCCGUUUCUUUUUGUAGCUGACAAGUUCAUAAGCGUCUUCUGAAGGUACCCACACAGGUAUGGAAUGUGUGGCCUUGUGACAAGAAGGUCUUGGUCAACAUGGGAGGGUUUCACUGCAGCUGCCUUUAGGGAAGAAAUUUUGAGAUUAGGCAUGUCCUGAACAUAUUGCAGGGAUGCUGGAUCUGUACCAGCUGUUCCUCCACAUGAGAAGACGAGAGAUUUAAUUCACCUGAACAGGUUCCUAAUAUAUGGGUAUGUCUUUGUUUUUUUCUGAAUCUUCUUUUGAAGACAGGUGCCUAUUGUAUAGAGGAGGAGGAGGCAGCAAUGGUUCCCUCAAGGUCCUUUUAACUCCCUACUUUUCUAUGAUUUUGAUUGAAAUCAGUGCUGACUAAAAGAGCUCUCAGACUUGAAGUGCCUGGCCAAUUACCUACUGCUCACACAUUUGGUGCUUAGGUGCAUAAUUUUGGUGCUUCCGAUCGUGCACAGCAACCCAAACAGAAAAUCCCAGGAAAUUAAUGCAGAAUGAGGGCAUUUGAGUUUGAACACUCUUAGGAUACAGGUGGACAUGAAACAAGGUAUUUUGGAUGUCCAAAAUUUACCUUUUGGGUAGAAUUUUUGUAGCCUGGUAGAGUACUUAAGCCCAAACUAGUGUCCACUGUUCAGCUAUAUGCAUGAAUUUAAUUAAGUCCAUGUCUGUGUGCUAGUAUUUAUUCCUUUGAAAACACAAUGCAUUGAUUAGCUGCUGUGUUUUGACAGAAGUAUCAGACUGAACAACGGCUGUCCUGAAAUGAAGAAAUAAAGUGACUUUCAUAAGAUUCUUCUUUCAGAAGCAUUUUGGAGUAAAUAUAGUAGUGUGUCUGUGUCUGGUGAUAAAUUAUCUCAGUCACAUUAUGUUACUCUCUUUCCUUCAUUUCUUUUCAGUUCCAGAUUCGGUACCCUACAGCUCAGAUCUCUGUGGGUGGAGGGAGUCACAUCUGAGUUGCAUUCUCUUGCCUAGCAAAUUAACAAUGAAAACCCAUCAUGCCUGGAUUUGCAGUGUGGUAUACCUAAUUAAGUCCUUCCAAACCCACUAACUUCUUAGCGCGGUCCUAAUUCUAAAAUCUAUGACAUAAUCUUUUAGGUGUUAUUACUCUUUUUCACAAGAGAACUUUCCACACUGGGUUUAUCUACAUGUUAGUUUCAGCUUCCAGUGAGCAGGUGACCACCUUGAAAAUCUGGAUAACCUGCUGAAAUGUAGAAGGGAAAGAUGGCUGAGACUGUAAAUACAGUCAGACCCUUUUGUCAAUCCAUGAUGCAAAUUCCUCAUAUACUGACAUCUGACAGUACUACAAUCACAAAUCAAAACUGGUGUUGAAUUUAGUGGUAACACUAGACUGUAAUAAUCUAAAUGGACUGUAUUGCUAUGUGCUGAAAUAAAUAUAUUUUUCUUAAACAAAA